AUGGCUUCACUGCCGCCGCCCCCUCCUCCUGGAUGGGGCGCAUCCUCCUCAAUGCCGUUGGCGCCGCCCCCGCCCGGCUACCAGCCACCGGCCGACCCCAAUGUCGCCAAAUUUUCACAAAAGAAGAAUGAGUGGCUCCGAACGCAACGCAAUCGAUUCGCGGAGAAGCGCAAAGGGGGAUUUGUUGAAACACAAAAGGCGGAUAUGCCCCCCGAGCAUUUGCGAAAAAUUGUACGGGAUAUCGGCGAUGUCUCGCAGAAGAAAUUCACCAACGAGAAGCGUAGCUACCUUGGCGCGCUGAAGUUCAUGCCCCAUGCCGUUUUGAAGCUCCUGGAGAACAUGCCAAUGCCUUGGGAGUCAGCGAGAGAGGUCAAGGUGCUCUACCACGUCAACGGCUGCCUGACCCUGGUCAAUGAGACACCGCGUGUCAUCGAGCCUGUCUUCCACGCCCAGUGGGCCACGAUGUGGAUGUGCAUGCGUCGCGAAAAGAGUGAUCGUAGACACUUCAAGCGCAUGCGAUUCCCCCCAUUCGACGACGAGGAACCGCCUCUAUCUUGGUCCGAGAACAUUGAAGACGUCGAGCCCUUGGAGCCCAUUCAAAUGGAGCUGGACGAGGAGGAAGACGCGGCCGUCUACGAAUGGCUUUACGACCACCGCCCUCUUCUCGAUACCCCCCAUGUCAAUGGUCCAAGCUACAAGAGCUGGAACUUGUCUCUCCCGCAGAUGGCCACUCUUCAUCGUCUCAGUCACCAAAUUCUGAGUGAUGUCGUCGACCAAAACUACUACCACAUGUUCGACCUAAACAGCUUCUUCACUGCAAAGGCUCUCAACGUUGCAAUUCCCGGUGGCCCCCGUUUCGAGCCCUUGUACAAGGAUAUCGAUCCCAACGACGAAGACUUCAGCGAGUUCAACGCCAUCGACCGCAUCAUCUUCCGUGCCCCCAUCCGAACCGAAUACCGAGUCACCUUCCCAUUCCUGUACAAUACCCUCCCCCGCAGUGUCAAGGUAGCUUGGUACUCUCAUCCUCAGGUGGUCUAUGUCCGCACCGAGGACCCUAACUUGCCCGCCUUCUACUUCGACCCCGUCAUUAAUCCCAUCUCCUCCCGAUCCGUCGCCCCGAAGAAUAUCACCGUGAGCCACGAAGAUGAGAUCUUCGGCCCCGGAAAUAAUGAAGACGAUGACUUUGAACUUCCCGGUGAAGUCGAGCCUUUCUUCGAAGACGAAGACCUUUACACGCCUGAUACUGCCUCAGCCAUUGCUCUGUGGUGGGCGCCCCAUCCCUUCGAUAAGAGAUCCGGCAAGAUGGUCCGUGCACAGGACGUCCCGCUGGUCAAGCAGUGGUAUCUGGAGCAUUGUCCCCAGGGCCAGCCGGUCAAGGUCCGUGUCUCGUACCAGAAACUGCUCAAGACCUUCGUUCUCAACGAGCUGCACAAGAGUACCCCGAAGGCUCAGAGCAAACAAAACCUAAUGAAGACUCUGAAAACAACCAAGUUCUUCCAACAAACAACAAUCGACUGGGUCGAGGCCGGUUUGCAGGUUUGUCGCCAGGGCUUCAACAUGCUCAACCUCCUGAUCCACCGCAAGAACUUGACGUAUCUCCACCUUGACUAUAACUUCAAUUUGAAGCCAGUCAAGACAUUGACCACCAAGGAGCGCAAGAAGUCUCGUUUCGGAAAUGCUUUCCACCUGAUGCGUGAAAUUCUUCGUUUGACCAAGCUUAUCGUAGACGCCCAAGUCCAAUACCGUUUGGGCAACAUUGAUGCCUUCCAACUGGCAGAUGGUAUCUUGUACGCCUUCAACCAUGUCGGUCAGCUCACUGGUAUGUAUCGGUACAAGUACAAGCUUAUGCACCAGAUUCGUUCGUGCAAAGACCUGAAGCACUUGAUCUACUACCGAUUCAAUUCCGGCCCCGUGGGUAAGGGACCUGGUUGUGGAUUCUGGGCCCCUGCUUGGCGCGUGUGGCUCUUCUUUAUGCGGGGUAUCAUUCCCCUACUAGAGCGCUGGCUAGGAAACUUGCUCUCUCGUCAAUUCGAGGGUCGUCAUAGCAAGGGUGUAGCCAAGACUGUCACCAAGCAGCGCGUCGAGUCCCACUUUGAUCUUGAACUGCGUGCCUCGGUCAUGUCUGACUUGAUGGACAUGAUGCCCGAGGGUAUCAAGCAGAACAAGGUCAACGUUGUCCUGCAACAUUUGUCUGAAGCCUGGAGAUGCUGGAAGAGUAACAUCCCUUGGAAGGUUCCCGGCCUGCCCGCACCAAUUGAGAAUAUCAUUCUUCGCUAUGUGAAGAGCAAGGCUGAUUGGUGGAUCUCUGUUGCACACUACAACCGAGAGAGAAUUCGUCGUGGUGCCACGGUCGACAAGACUGUUGCUAAGAAGAACCUGGGUCGUCUCACCCGUCUGUGGCUCAAGUCUGAACAAGAGCGUCAACAUAACUAUUUGAAGGAUGGACCUUACGUUUCUUCUGAGGAAGCGGUUGCGAUCUACACCACAAUGGUCCAUUGGUUGGAGUCUCGCAAGUUCUCUCCGAUUCCAUUCCCCAGUGUUUCUUACAAGCACGAUACCAAGAUUCUGAUCCUCGCACUGGAGCGUUUACGGGAGUCAUAUUCCGUGAAAGGAAGAUUGAACCAGAGUCAACGCGAGGAAUUGGCCCUCAUUGAACAGGCUUACGAUUCCCCCGGCACGACCCUUGCCAGAAUCAAGCGUUUCCUUCUUACCCAGCGGGCUUUCAAGGAAGUCAAGAUUGACAUGAACGAUAACUACAACAACAUCAAUCCUGUCUAUGAUAUUGAGCCCAUUGAGAAGAUCACCGAUGCUUAUCUGGAUCAGUACCUCUGGUACCAAGCGGAGCAGCGCCACCUCUUCCCUGCCUGGAUCAAGCCCUCUGACUCUGAGGUUCCUCCUCUUCUCACUUACAAGUGGACACAGGGAAUCAACAACCUGUCAAAUGUGUGGGAGACCUCAGAAGGUGAAACUAACGUGAUGAUUGAGACCGAGUUGUCGAAAGUUUAUGAGAAGAUUGAUCUUACUCUUCUCAACCGCUUGCUUCGGUUGAUCAUGGACCACAACUUGGCUGACUACAUCACCUCGAAGAACAACGUCCAGCUAAGCUACAAGGACAUGAACCACACUAACAGCUACGGUUUGAUUCGCGGCCUCCAAUUCUCUGGUUUCGUCUUCCAAUACUACGGUCUGAUGAUCGACCUCUUGCUGCUUGGCUUGCAGCGGGCCAGCGAAAUGGCCGGCCCUCCUGGCAGCCCCAACGACUUCCUGCAGUUCAGAGACCGCGCUGCGGAGACAAGGCACCCCAUUCGCCUUUAUACCCGUUACGUCGACAAGAUCUGGGUCUUCUUCCGAUUCCAGGUGGAUGAUUCACGUGACCUCAUCCAGCGCUUCUUGACCGAGAACCCAGACCCUAACUUUGAGAAUGUGAUUGGAUAUAAGAACAAGAAGUGCUGGCCUCGCGAUUGCCGCAUGCGCUUGAUGCGUCACGAUGUCAACCUUGGCCGUGCUGUCUUCUGGGACAUGAAGAACCGUCUUCCCCGAUCAAUCACUACCAUCGACUGGGAUGACACAUUCGCCAGCGUGUACAGCAAGGACAACCCCAACCUGCUGUUCUCAAUGAAUGGUUUUGAAGUCAGAAUCCUGCCAAAGAUCCGAAACAUGAACGAGGAAUUCUCUGUCAAGGACAGUGUCUGGUCUCUGGUUGACAACGCGACCAAGGAACGCACUGCACAUGCUUUCUUGCAGGUUACCGAAGAGGAUGUUCAAAAGUUCAACAACCGUAUCCGUCAAAUCCUCAUGUCUUCCGGCUCCACCACAUUCACGAAGAUUGCCAACAAGUGGAACACUGCUCUGAUUGCACUCUUCACCUACUACCGUGAGGCUGCUGUCUCUACUGUCAACCUUCUUGACACCAUCGUGAAGUGUGAAACCAAGAUCCAGACUCGUGUCAAGAUCGGCCUCAACUCCAAGAUGCCUUCUCGUUUCCCUCCAGCAGUCUUCUACACCCCCAAGGAAUUGGGAGGAUUGGGUAUGAUCUCAGGAUCUCACAUUCUGAUCCCCACCAGCGACAAGCGCUGGUCCAAGCAAACCGACACUGGUAUCACCCACUUCCGUGCGGGUAUGUCCCACGACGAAGAAACCUUAAUUCCUAACAUCUUCCGUUACAUCAUCCCCUGGGAAGCCGAGUUCAUCGAUUCCCAGCGUGUGUGGAUGGAAUACUCGCAGAAGCGUAUGGAGGCUCAGCAGCAGAACCGCCGACUGACCCUGGAGGAUUUGGAGGACAGCUGGGACCGAGGUCUUCCUCGUAUCAACACCCUCUUCCAGAAAGACCGAAGCACACUCAGCUUCGACAAGGGCUUCCGACUUCGCGCCGAGUUCAAGCAAUACCAGCUGAUGAAGAGCAACCCCUUCUGGUGGACUAGUCAGCGACACGAUGGUAAACUUUGGAACCUCAACGCCUACCGCACUGACGUCAUCCAAGCUUUGGGUGGUGUGGAAACUAUUUUGGAACACACCUUGUUCAAGGCCACAGCCUUCCCAUCAUGGGAGGGUCUCUUCUGGGAACGUGCUUCAGGCUUCGAAGAGAGCAUGAAGUUUAAGAAGCUCACGAAUGCCCAAAGAUCCGGUCUGAAUCAAAUUCCCAACCGCCGCUUCACCCUGUGGUGGUCCCCUACCAUCAACCGAGCCAACGUGUACGUCGGUUUCCAGGUCCAACUAGAUCUGACUGGUAUCUUCUUGCACGGCAAGAUCCCGACCCUGAAGAUCUCAUUGAUUCAAAUUUUCCGUGCUCACCUGUGGCAGAAGAUUCACGAAUCAGUGGUCAUGGAUCUGUGUCAAGUCUUGGACCAAGAAUUGGAACAGCUCGGUAUCGAAGCUGUUCAGAAGGAGACUAUCCAUCCACGUAAGUCUUACAAGAUGAACAGCUCCUGUGCGGAUAUUCUUCUCUUUGCGACGAACAAAUGGAACGUCACCCGGCCCUCAUUGGUGUUUGAUACCAAGGAUGUUUAUGAACCGACCACGACAAACAAAUUCUGGCUUGAUGUUCAGCUCAGAUACGGUGAUUACGACUCCCACGACAUUGAGCGAUACGUUCGGGCCAAGUACCUCGACUACACCACUGACAGCAUGAGUAUCUACCCCUCUGCUACCGGUUUGAUGAUUGGUGUCGAUCUUGCCUACAACCUGUUCUCGGCCUAUGGACAGUACUUCCCAGGCCUCAAGACCUUGAUCCAACAGGCCAUGGCUAAGAUUAUGAAGGCAAACCCAGCCUUGUAUGUCUUGCGUGAGCGUAUUCGCAAGGGUUUGCAGCUGUACGCGUCUGAGAGCAACCAGGAGUUCCUUAACUCCCAGAACUACUCUGAGCUUUUCAGCCCGCAGAUCCAGCUUUUCAUUGAUGAUACCAACGUUUACCGUGUCACUAUUCACAAGACAUUCGAAGGUAACUUGACGACCAAGCCAAUCAACGGUGCAAUCUUCAUUUUCAAUCCUCGCACUGGACAGUUGUUCCUGAAGAUCAUCCAUACCAGUGUCUGGGCAGGCCAAAAGCGUCUGGGUCAGCUGGCCAAGUGGAAGACGGCCGAAGAAGUUGCUGCUCUUAUCCGAUCGCUACCCGUGGAAGAGCAGCCGAAGCAGCUUAUUGUCACCCGCAAGGGUCUUCUUGAUCCUCUUGAGGUGCACUUGCUUGACUUCCCUAACAUUUCCAUCCGUGCUUCCGAGCUUCAGUUGCCCUUCCAGGCUGCCAUGAAGGUUGAAAAGCUUGCCGACAUGAUCCUUCGCGCCACUGAGCCUCAGAUGGUGCUGUUCAACUUGUACGACGAGUGGCUCAAGUCAAUCUCCCCCUACACUGCCUUCUCUCGACUCAUCCUCAUUCUUCGAGCUCUUCACGUCAACAUUGACAAAGCCAAGAUCAUUCUUCGUCCUGACAAGACUGUCAUCACCCAAGAACACCAUAUCUGGCCCUCUCUCUCCGACGAGGAUUGGAUCAAGGUUGAAGUGCAGUUGCGUGAUCUCAUCUUGAACGACUAUGGAAAGAAGAACAACGUCAAUGUGCAGAGCUUGACCAGCAGUGAAGUCCGUGACAUCAUCUUGGGUAUGGAGAUCAGUGCUCCUUCUCUGCAGCGCCAGCAGGCAGCCGAGAUCGAGAAGCAACAAGAGGAACAGAAGCAACUUACUGCCGUUACGACCAAGACCCAGAACGCUCGUGGUGAGGACAUCAUCGUCACCACGACGUCUCAGUACGAGCAGCAAUCGUUUGCCUCCAAGACGGAGUGGCGUACUCGAGCAAUCGCGACCUCUAACCUGCGGACGAGGUCUAACAACAUAUAUGUGUCUUCUGAUGAUAUUCGCGACGAGGGUUUCACUUACAUUAUGCCCAAGAAUGUCCUCAAGCGAUUCAUCACCAUCGCCGAUCUCCGGGUCCAGGUUACGGGUUACAUCUACGGUAGCUCUCCACCGGACAAUGACCAGGUCAAGGAAGUUCGCACCAUUGUCAUGAUCCCCCAGGUCGGAAAUACCCGGGACGUUCAACUGCCACACCAACUGCCGCAGCAUGACUAUCUCCAAAACCUGGAGCCCCUGGGUGUCAUCCACACAGUGUCCGGCAACGAGCCGCCGUACAUGUCGGCGGCAGAUGUCACACAUCACGCACGACUGAUGAACGCGCAUCCUUCGUGGGAUAAGAAGACCGUGACCAUGACGGUCUCUUUCACCCCUGGAUCCGUUUCACUUUCCGCCUGGGGUCUCACUCCUUCGGGUUACAAGUGGGGUGCGGAGAACAAGGAUACCACGUCGGACCAGCCACAAGGCUUUUCGACCAACAUGGGAGAGAAGUGUCAGCUGUUGCUCAGCGACAAGAUCCGCGGCUAUUUCCUUGUCCCCGAGGAUAAUGUGUGGAACUAUAGCUUCAUGGGCAGCUCCUUCGGUAGUGUGGAGAAGCGGCCUAUCUAUGUCAAGAUUGACACCCCGCUCAAGUUCUACGACGACCAACACCGACCCCUCCACUUCCAGAACUUUGCCGAGUUGGAGGACAUUUGGGUUGACCGGGCUGACAACUUUGCCUAA
This is a messenger RNA of Penicillium olsonii, 7059 nucleotides long. The record is from the annotation of a GenBank genome assembly. NCBI's taxonomy places the organism in Eukaryota, Fungi, Ascomycota, Eurotiomycetes, Eurotiales, Aspergillaceae.